Nymphaea colorata (pocket water lily) is the source of this 1811-nucleotide messenger RNA. Its product is annotated as dehydration-responsive element-binding protein 2C-like. Gene Ontology annotation, biological process: response to stress; positive regulation of DNA-templated transcription. Gene Ontology annotation, molecular function: transcription cis-regulatory region binding; DNA-binding transcription factor activity. NCBI's taxonomy places the organism in Eukaryota, Viridiplantae, Streptophyta, Magnoliopsida, Nymphaeales, Nymphaeaceae. The transcript is spliced from 3 exons. The coding region runs from base 538 to 1524 and encodes 328 amino acids. Gene Ontology annotation, cellular component: nucleus. The record is from RefSeq and is a predicted model, not a curated record.
CGUAGCGAAGCAGCAAAACGCCUCUUGGAUUAUCUCUGCAAUCAGAACACACAGGCUCUUCUUUCCUGCAUCUCUCGUUUCCAUUGUCUUUCCCUUUCCCUAUCCGUCUCCACUGAGAAGAAGGGCUAUCCAAGUUGCCCACGAGAAACUUACUUGCUGCCCAAGCACCAAGAAGGAGUGCAAAGAGAGGGGAGAGAAGAAGGAGAAGAAUCUAGAUAUAUAGAGAGAGCGAGGGUGCUUGUACGAACCCUUUUCAUUACCUUGUUGAAUCGAAUCUUUCGGUCAUGUCUUCGUCUUCAACCGGUCAAAGCAGCGCCACUCCAACGGACCCUCCUCAAAGAGGCGACCAGGCAAAGGGAGGAGGGGCCUUUCUGCUCGACGUCUGAUGGGAGAAGAAGGACGCGCAGCAGGCGCCAUUCGGGGGAGUCAGUGUCAGAGAUUCUUGCCAAAUGGAAGGAAAGAAACAGGAUCGCGGAGACUUCGAAGGAAGGCAGACGGAUUCGGAAGGCUCCUGCAAAGGGCUCCAAGAAAGGUUGCAUGGCCGGCAAAGGAGGCCCUGAGAAUCCCAACUGCAUCUACAGGGGCGUGAGGCAACGCACUUGGGGAAAAUGGGUUGCAGAGAUCAGGGAGCCGGAUAGAGGGAGCCGUCUCUGGCUAGGAACGUUCCCCACUGCCCUUGCUGCUGCUCGGGCAUAUGAUGAAGCAGCACAGGCAAUGUACGGUUCCUCUGCUCGCCUCAACCUUCGUGAUUCAAGCGGUUCAAAGGAUUCAUCGUCUCUGACAUCACAGACGCAAGGAGGGACGAGCAUCUGCUACUCGGGGGAAGGCACCGUCUGCCACGAGGCUUCCUCCAGCCAGGAAGAGAUUGGCAACAAGCUCGGCUCGUUGCUCCUCCGUUCUUCUAUGAAAGACGGCAGAGUCCCUCCCUCUGGAAGUCCUACCAGCUGUGGCAGCGCAGCCAGGCAAGAGAAAGCUGAAGAUGAAGGAGACACCAAGAUGGGAAUGGCGGAUAAAGCACGGGAAGAACAAAACUUUGAGCCAGUGGAGGUGAAGAUAGAGCAAGGGGAUGACCCGCCAUUGCUGCAUAAAAACCAGCUGGAUCUGCCCAUACAGGACACCAUGUUUGAUAUCGAGGAGCUGCUGGACAUGCUGGACACAGGGCAGCAAGAGGUUAGCAUGCCUGGUGCUGAUAUGGGUGCCAACUUUGAAAACCGGCAGCUGGAGUUCUCGAGCCCGGAUGCUCUGUCGUUCCAGUUGCAGAACCCCGACGCCAAGUUGCUCGGAAGCCUGGAACAUAUGGAGCAGGCACCUGUUGGCAUGGACUACGGGGACGUGGAUUUGGAGAAGCUAGAAUCCUUGUAUCCUGGAGCACCUUUUCAUGGGAUGAUUGCUCAAGGAGAAGGCCAAGAGCAGGGUUACGGCGUUGGCGACUUUGUGAAUGGGGAAUUUGCUUCGCCGCUGUACUUGCCCCCAUUGUUCCCGUUGGACGACAAAGAAUUAUAUGGCAACCAGAGCGGAAUGUAGGCCUGAAAUACAUGCACUUUGCCCCGGAUCAGUUGUUGGUAGCAGGCGGAUCUUAGCCUUUUUUUUCUUGGGUCUGCUUCUUUCAUGGUUUGGCAUAAGGAAAAAGAAGAUAUGGAGGUGAAGAUAUUGGUAGAGUAAGGGGUUUGAUGGUCUCAUUAUCUCUGCAACUUUGUUUUUCUUUCUUGCUUUGCAUGGAUUGAGAUGGGGACGUGCGGAUUCUCUCGCUGUACAAAUACAAACUGUAUAACAGAACAUAGACAUACAAAGGGUUUCAUUUCAUUCUUUCA